This is a messenger RNA of Nezara viridula (southern green stink bug), 510 nucleotides long. Lineage: Eukaryota; Metazoa; Arthropoda; Insecta; Hemiptera; Pentatomidae. The record is from the annotation of a GenBank genome assembly.
AUGGGACAUGGCAGGCUCUCUAAAAUGAUGAUGGAUGGACAUCCGGGUGAAAGAAGGAAAAGAGGCAGGCCUAGACUUCGUUGGAUGGAAGAUGAUCUAAGGAGCCUGGAUGUAGGCCGAUGGAGAGCGGCGGCUGGAGGAAGAUAGUACCACUUGUCGGAGAUCCUGGCUACCAUAGUCAACGAGUACACGGACUGGGAGAAGCCUGUCCAGCACCCGAUCAACAUUCGAGACGAGACCCUUGAGGCCCUCAGCGACGCCCAGUUCGUGGCCCCCAUGGUACACACCGCAGACCUCCAUUCCUCGCAGGGUCGCAACUCCUUCCUAUAUGUCUUCGAGUAUCAGACCAAGUUCGGCGACUACCAGCAGAAUAACAUGAUUUUAGCCAGCUGUGUACCACUCUCCGCAGUGGUCACACGAUAUCCCAGCAGAUUGGUAUCGUUACCUCGAAAUGGUCCAGGGCUUGUUAAUGUGUCUAACUGUUUCGGCCCUAAGCAGCCCUUUCUCUAA